GGUUACAUAUAGAGUAAGGAGUUCUAAGUACUUCCUUUUCCUGUGGGAGCAGCUGGGGCGAGAGGAGCGUGGCCCUCUCCUCUCCCGGCAAUGGCGUGUGCUCGACCCCUGAUAUCUGUGUACUCUGAAAAGGGGGAGUCAUCUGGCAAAAAUGUCACUUUGCCUGCUGUGUUCAAGGCCCCAAUUCGACCAGAUAUUGUGAACUUUGUUCAUACCAACUUGCGUAAAAACAACAGACAGCCCUAUGCUGUCAGUGAAUUGGCAGGUCAUCAAACCAGUGCUGAGUCUUGGGGUACUGGUAGAGCUGUGGCUCGAAUCCCCAGAGUUCGAGGUGGUGGGACUCACCGUUCUGGCCAGGGUGCCUUUGGAAAUAUGUGUAGAGGAGGCCGCAUGUUCGCACCAACCAAAACAUGGCGUCGUUGGCACCGGAGAGUGAACACAACCCAAAAGCGAUAUGCCAUCUGCUCUGCUUUGGCUGCCUCAGCCUUACCGGCCCUGGUCAUGUCUAAAGGUCAUCGAAUUGAGGAAGUUCCUGAACUCCCUUUGGUGGUGGAAGAUAAAGUUGAAGGUUACAAGAAGACCAAGGAGGCUGUUUUGCUUCUUAAGAAGCUUAAAGCCUGGAAUGAUAUCAAAAAGGUCUAUGCCUCUCAACGAAUGAGAGCUGGCAAAGGCAAAAUGAGAAACCGUCGUCGUAUCCAGCGCAGGGGCCCCUGUAUCAUCUAUAAUGAAGACAAUGGUAUCAUCAAGGCCUUCAGAAACAUACCU
This is a messenger RNA of Urocitellus parryii (Arctic ground squirrel), 765 nucleotides long. NCBI's taxonomy places the organism in Eukaryota, Metazoa, Chordata, Mammalia, Rodentia, Sciuridae. The record is from RefSeq and is a predicted model, not a curated record.